GGACUCUUCCUCGAUUGUCUGUAUCUAGCAUCAAGCAAUCUACUUCUGUCUCAAACAUUCCAUCUCUUCACCUAAACAAACCCUUAAAAGUCAAUCUCCAAAAGACUAUCAAAAUGGCCUCCUUCAAGCACUUCGCCCAAGCUCAAUCCAAAUUCGAGAUCCCCCCUCUCUCAGGCGGAAACACUUUCAUCGGCGACAUCCACUCCACGCCCGAAGGCGCCGAGAAGCCCCUGGCCAUGGGCCUUUUCCGCGUCAACAAGGGCGAGCCUCUCACAUACACAUACAAGUACGACGAGUGCAAGAUCAUCCUUGAGGGAAACUUUGUCAUUGAGGACUCGACGGGCCAAAAGGUCGAGGCCAAGGCUGGGGACGUGUUUUAUAUCCCCAAUGGCGCUACGCUUACUUUCUCUUCGCCGGAUACAGGGUUGGCGUUUUAUACUGGUGCGAGAAAGAUGGGCGAUCUAUAGAUGGGAAGGGCUUGGAUAGCGGGAUCUGAUAGAUUAGAAUGCUUCCAUAUAUGAAGCUCUCAAUUAAGCCAGUAACCCAAGUUAAACUCA
Fusarium oxysporum Fo47 is the source of this 557-nucleotide messenger RNA. RefSeq names its product RmlC-like cupin domain-containing protein. The record is from RefSeq and is a predicted model, not a curated record. The transcript has a single exon. The coding region runs from base 114 to 467 and encodes 117 amino acids. Lineage: Eukaryota; Fungi; Ascomycota; Sordariomycetes; Hypocreales; Nectriaceae.